CUCUCUCUCUCUGCCACCUUUCCUCCCCUUUGGGAAUCCCCAUCGGAUCGCCGGCGCGCCCCCUUCCUCGCAGCCUUGCCCGGAAAGAUGUCUCUGGCCAUGGACGAGGAAGACUACGCCAAGCUGGUGAUGGAGUCGGGGCCCGAGUGGCUGCGCGGGGAGGUCAAGCGGCUCUUCCAGGAGCUGGGCGAAACCACCCGCGAGAAGAUCCAGGCGGCCGAGUACGGGCUGGCGGUGCUGGAGGAGAAGCAGCAGCUCAAGCAGCAGUACGAGGAGCUGGAGCUGGAGUACGAGACCAUCCGGGCGGAGAUGGAGCAGCUGAAGGAGGCUUUCGGUCAGGCUCACACCAACCACAAGAAAGUAGCAGCUGAUGGAGAGAGUCGGGAAGAGACCUUGAUCCAGGAGUCAGCCACAAAGGAGGAGUAUUACAUGAAAAAAGUCAUGGAGUUGCAGACAGAACUAAAGCAGCUGAGAAAUGUCCUGGCCAACACCCAGUCUGAGAAUGAACGUUUGAAUUCUGUCGCUCAGGAACUGAGAGAGGUCAACCAGAAUGUGGAACUCCAGAGGGGUCGCUUGCGGGAUGACAUAAAAGAAUAUAAGUUCCGAGAAGCUCGCUUGCUUCAAGAUUACACUGAACUUGAGGAGGAGAACAUCUGCCUUCAGAAACAAGUGUCUGUUCUGAAACAGAACCAGGUGGAAUUUGAAGGGCUGAAGCACGAAAUCAAGAGACUGGAAGAGGUUACUGAAUUCCUCAACAGCCAGCUAGAGGAUGCCAUAAGGUUGAAAGAGAUAUCUGAACGCCAGCUGGAAGAGGCCUUAGAAACCCUGAAGACAGAACGUGAACAGAAGAAUAACCUUCGGAAAGAGUUGUCUCAUUAUAUGAAUAUCAAUGAUUCCAUGUAUACCAGCCACCUGAACAUCUCUUUGGAUGGACUGAAGUUCAGCGAUGAAGCCACAGAACCCAAUAAUGAUGAAAUUGUGAAUGGCUUCGAACAAAACUGCCUGAGUAAAAUCAAUAGCAACAAUAAAGCCUCCACAGCCAAGAAAAAUGAGAGCUUCCCUCCAGCCCCUAGUCUUGUUUCUGAUCUCUUAAGUGAGCUGAAUAUAUCUGAAAUCCAGAAGCUGAAACAGCAGCUUAUGCAGAUGGAAAGGGAAAAAAUGAAUUUAUUGUCUACACUCCAAGAGUCUCAGAAGCAGCUUGAGAACACUCGGGGAGCACUUUCGGAGCAGCACGAGAAAGUGGGCAGGCUCACAGAGAACCUCAAUGCCAUGAAAAAGCUGCAGGUCAGCAAGGAGCGUCAGUCGGCUCUUGACAACGAGAAGGACCGUGAUAGUCAUGAGGAUGGUGAUUAUUAUGAGGUCGACAUCAAUGGCCCAGAGAUUUUAGAAUGCAAGUACAAAGUGGCUGUAGCAGAGAUUAGCGACUUAAAAGAAGAGCUAAAAGUCCUGAAGAGCAAAUAUGAGGAGUGUGUGUCCAAAUACGAGGAGGAGAAGAACAGGUAUGAGACAGAAACUCAGGCUCUGACGGAAAAGAUUGCUUCAUUGGAAAAAUCUAGUAGGCAAGAUAGGGAGCAGGUCGUCCGGCUGGAGAAAGAGCUCAAGAAAGUCAGUGACGUUGCCGGGGAAACGCAAGGUAGCCUCAGUGUAGCCCAAGAUGAACUGGUCACCUUCAGUGAGGAGCUGGCCAACUUGUACCAUCAUGUCUGCAUGUGCAACAACGAAACUCCAAACAGAGUGAUGCUGGAUUACUACAAAGAAGGUAAAGGAGGACGCACCAGUCCAGAGGGCAAAGGUCACAGGUCACCAAUCCUCCUCUCUAAGGGAUUGCUAUCUAUAGACUUAGGAAAAUCAGAGAAUGGGAGUGGAGACAGUAGUCCUUCACCAGUUUCAUCUCUCCCAUCGCCAGUAUCUGAUCCCCGAAAGGAACCCAUGAACAUUUACAACCUGAUUGCCAUAAUCCGUGACCAGAUCAAGCAUCUGCAAGCAGCUGUGGACAGAACAACCGAGCUGUCUCGGCAGCGGGUGACCACUCAAGAACUUGGGCCUGUAGUGGACAAAGAUAAAGAGGCUCUGAUGGAAGAAAUCUUGAAACUGAAGUCUCUGUUAAGCACCAAGAGAGAACAGAUAGCAACUCUGAGGACUGUGCUGAAGGCCAACAAACAGACGGCAGAGGUUGCCCUUGCCAACUUGAAAAGCAAGUAUGAGAAUGAAAAAGCCAUGGUUACAGAGACGAUGAUGAAGCUACGCAAUGAACUGAAGGCUUUAAAAGAAGAUGCUGCUACCUUCUCUUCUCUGAGGGCCAUGUUUGCUACCAGGUGUGAUGAAUAUGUCACCCAGCUGGACGAAAUGCAACGCCAGCUAGCUGCAGCUGAAGAUGAGAAGAAGACCCUGAACUCCUUACUUCGUAUGGCCAUUCAGCAAAAGCUGGCUUUGACCCAGCGCCUUGAGCAUCUUGAGCUGGACCAUGAGCAGUCCAAAAGGGUGCGCACAAAAUCUGCUUCCAAAGCCAAGAGUAGUAACCCCAGCGUAAGUCAUAUACGGUCCUGUGGAGACAGGUCGGAAGGGUCUGUUCUUAAUAACCAGGUGUUUUGCAGUGAGAAAUAUAAGAUCUAUUGUGAUUAAGAUGAGUAGGAGGCCAUCCAUAUGCAUCUGAUGUCUGUGCUGUUGAGUGUCAGCAUAAAUCCCCACUAUAUUAAUGUUGCAGUGAUGGGUGGAUUUGUACUAGUACGUUGUUAAACCAUGUAAUACAGGCUGUAUUAUAAUGGUCUUAACUGUAACGGAUUCACACGCAUGGGGUGGGGGGAUGCUGUUAAUGGGGAGAAGCAUUUGGCUCUUUCCUCCAUGAGCAACUUUGGUUUUGCUGGCCAUGUUAAAGGUGUUAACGGUGCAUGCCAGGUCUACUGUACCUGGAGUUUCUAACAGUAGCUUCUAUAGCACAAAUAUUAUCCUUUCCCCUGGGUUACAAGUAUUUUUCAAGUAACAAUGUCACAGGGAAACAAGUCUUCUUUCUUGGUAUGUUGGAAAAGUGGUGAAACACAACAUCUAAAACUAGAUGUAUAAUAUAUUUUUGAGCAUCUGUGCUUAAAAAUAGAACCAAAUUGAAAUUAAAUCUGCUGUGGCAGUCAGUUGCUGCCAAAAAUCACCACUUACCUUAUCCAAAAGGCUUUCUUAUAAAUGCUGGAACAACCCGGUAGGAAGGAUAUUUUUGGAAACCUUGCCCCUGCUUAAUUUCAGCAGGUUAAUCUAUAGAAGAUUGCACUCUUAAGUAUAAAGGAGUUAUGCAAUAUUACUUGUUCUGUUCUUCUGGAUUACUUGUUUUGUUCUUCUUGAACAAAAUGUGUUCCAGAAGAAAAGAAAGAAACAAGCUGGAAGAAAUUAGGAUCUGAAUCCUUCAGAGCAAAUAUGUUGUGGGAUAUACUGCAAAAAUUUCUGUUGUAUCCUAUUGUUGCUUCCCACAGUGUGAUUGGGAAUUUUCUAGCCAAAAUUUAAUUCAUUUAAAUCUCCUUGGUUUCAUUCUGAAAGUUAAACAAGUGCUUAACUCUCUCCAGCUUUAAGCAAUGGGCUUUUAAAAGUGCUUAUCAUUCAACAUUCUUACUGUAUCUUGCAGUAUAUAUGUACAAAAUAAACAGGAGUAUGUGCUAGUAUUGUCAAUUUGCAAUGCAACUCUCCUUAAGUGUCAGUAUUAAGGCUUCAUAGGAUAGUAUUACAGAGCUCUAAGUCUUGUUGAAGUGAGUGAGAGAGAGAAAUUGCAUUUGUCAUGCAAACAGGGCUCUACAUUCUAGGCACCAGAAAUUAAUUAAUCAGUUUAUUCUUUCUAAUACAUAAAUACGAAAUAAGUUAGCUUAUACUUACUCAUCCACAAAUAUAUAUAUAUAUUUAGAUAUAUAUUUAAAAGUUCAAUAUCCACUAUUGAACUUUUAAAGGGCCUUUUUAGCCACUUAAUUUCAAUACAUUUGAUAACUUUGAAAAAGUGUACUUCAUAAUUGGUGCCUAUAUAGAAGUGGUAAUGCAGCAAGACAGGGGAGAAAAUGUUCUUAAAAUUGGUGAAUUUAAGGAGCACAAGCAAGGCACAUUAUAAAAAAGAAGAAACAAAAGAAUUCAAAAGUGCCUAGCCUCAAACAUUAUUUUAAUGUAAAGCCCUGUUCAUUUUGUACUCUUUUCAAAUAACUUUGUAUGCUUAGACUAUUACUACGAUGCGAUACAGGGCUGCACAGCUGUGUCUGCUGAUAGUAGUAAUAUUUUAUUUCCCUAAAGCCAUGCUAACAAUAAUCUUGGUGUUGUACUGCCUCAUCUUGUAUCACUGGCUCUUUUUAGAUUAUCAGCACCUGCUUCCUCUGUAUUGCUCUGCCUAUAAACAUAGUUAGGAAAUAAUAACAAUGUUACUGUAAGGUGAUGAAGAGGAGGGCAGCUUGCUUUCCGGGCAGAAGCCAUUCAAAGUAAGCCUUCGAUGUCUUGAGCAUACAACAACAAAGAUCUACACACUAGGAUGUAAAUUUAAAAAAUUAUUAAAUGGAGAAACCGGCAUCUAGAAAUUAAGGUAGCCUGCCUGCUGCAACAUAAAUAGUUAUAAACCAUCCUGUUUAAUAUACACAUUGGCCAAUCCCAUUUAAGGACUGGCAAAUGUGAGCAGCAUUUUCAAACAGUUUGAUUAGCGUCUCCCCCUUUAUGCCUUGUGGUACCAUUGCGUUUGCAGGAAACACUGCAGUCUCCUGAAUUUGAGCUUUAAUAAUGAUGUUUAGCAGGUUUUAAGGUUUUUAGAAACAGCACCUUGUAACAAUGUUCAGCCCUACUUUUGUCCUCUUUGAUGCACAAUAAUCCAGAAGGCCUUUUUAGCCCUUCCCCUGUCCCCCUCCUUUUUAAUAAAAUGCCUUGGAAAUAACUGGGCAUUUAAACUCUUAAUGAUAUUUUUGCUCCAUUAGAAGCAACAAACCCUUGUUGCUCCCCAUGUUGACGGGGAGCUGUUAAUAAUUAUUUUCUCUGUAUCCUUUUCUGGGGUGGUGCUCAUAACACAGAAUACUUUUGGGAGAGCAAAAGGAUAUUUUAAAGAAAUCCAUUACAUUGGCAAGGUUUUAAGCUAGUUAAAAGAAAAUAGAGAGGUCUCGGUGUUGCGGCAUGGCCACAGUGUGUCAAGUUCAUAUUGCUGGAUAUAACAUACUAUUUAACGUUUUGGAGUAUUCAACAAACCGAUUAUUAUAGUUUCCAUUGUUAUCAGUUCCAUUGUUCUACACCUGUAGACAGAGGCUUCAACCUUGCACCACUUUAUAUCUGGAGCAUCAACAAUAGCUAUAUGUAGAAGGUUGCAAAACCCGGAUGUACCCUUACCUGUGUUCUUGGUAGGUGUCUGACUAGUUUUAAACCCAACUAAGGGGGAAAAAAAUCAAAAGAAUUUUCAAAGGUGAUUUGUUGUUGUGUGUAAACUUAAGUGGUGUUUGGUGAAACCUCUGCUUGAUGGGUUAUCUGCUUUCUCAAAUUAACACCUACUAUAUUGAUGUCUCAUUUUGCUGUCGUUGAGUUGGGAUGCAGCAUGGAAAACUUAACUAAGCCAUCACCUACCUCGGCAAGCAGGACAUUUUCUCCUGAAUGGUUUUACUGAUCUCUGCAUUGGCUGGCAUGACCCACUGAUUGACCUGCAUGUUUUUUUUUUGGGGGGGGGGAGAGGCUGUAGCUUCCUUGAUAAGUUUCUUCUGCAUACUCACUGCUAUUUGUUUCUGCUUGAGCAGUGUCGCUUGAUUCAGGACUUGUAAGCGCCUUUUCUUCCUGCACAGCUUUUGCUAACAGGCAGUGCAUUAAAGCAUUGUUUCAAAUGCUUGGAAAGCACCGAUAAGUUACCUUGGCUGCUUUACCAUAGAAGACUAACAGAUGAUCCUUACCUAACUAAUGUGAUAUGGACCUUUUGCAGCACACCCAUGUGUGUGUGUGUGCGUGUGCGUGUGCGCAUGUGUGCGUGUGUGAGAGAGAGUUUUCCUUUCUUGAACUGAAGAAUGACUUUUCCCCCCACUCUGGUUUCUAAUGUUUCAUUUUUGUGUUUUUUUACUUUCCACUUUCCAGCUGUAGAGUAGUCCCUCCCGGAGAAGGCCUUUGCAACCUGUGCAACUUCGUAUCUUAGCCUGUGUCGUUACGGUUAGAAGUGGUGGUAGCCCGUUGCACAAAGAAUGGAAACCACUCAUAAUGAACCUCUCCCCUGCCCCAAGCAAAAAACAAAACAAAGCAAAACACACCACAUAACCUUGCAGUACGCAAUCUGCAUUGGGUCCCCCUAACCCAACCCACCCGUUUGCUUUUUGGCAAAUUAUGACUUGAUACAAACAAGUAAAGCUUUAUUCAUUAAGUGCUGCUGCAGGAAGAAAACUUACAAAUGCUGAAGAAACUUACUCCAUAAUGUAAGAAUUGCCAUGGUUGCUAUUUUUUUUUUUUUUUUUUUGGCUUCUUGGAAACAUUCAGAUGGGUAUCCCUCUCCCUUUUGAUUUCAUUAUAGAGCAUUCAGUUUUUUUAAAAAAAGAAAACAACAGUUUGAUUGUUUAAACCUGUGCACUUUUAAUAUUUUGAUAUUUACUUUAACGUCUUUUUAUUCUUUUUGUAGAAGAGUUUAUAUUAAAGAAAACAAAACUCCAAUGACCUAACGCUAAUAGUCUGUCUCCACUUGGGGCUUGUGCUUGACGUGUUCCCCUCCGUGUUUGGCAGAGUUUUAUCCUGUAUUGUUUUGCUCUACAUUGAGUUUAGGAAAGAGCUUCAACAGAAAACCAGGAGUUCUACUAAACUAUAUAUGUGCUGUGCAUCAGCAGCUGUUACUCUCUUUUCUCUUUUUUAAUUAAAAAUGUUAAGCUUUAUCUGUUUUAAAUUACUGAUUUUUAACUGCCAUGUUAAUUGAGAAAUCCAGGGUAUUCAAAUUCUGGGGUUUUUUCAUAUUGUAUUAUUAUUCUUAGGAAUAGUUCAAUGUAACAAGAAGAAAACUUGACUUUGCUCUGGUUAAAAACAGUUAAUAGGCACUUGAAAAUAAAUAUUAGUGUUACCUAUAAAUUCCAGAAUGUCUGGGUUUUAGGAAAGUCUUAUGGCGUAUGAUUGGUUAACAGAAUUUUAUACAACUAUACCACUUAAAUUCCAAAUUGGAAUUGUGUUUUUGUUACUACUUUGUUUUAUUGUGCCAAGUUGUGGUACAUUUUAGAAAGACAAAUUCUAAAGUUGUCAGUGCUAGGCUGUUCUAUUUCAGCGCCUUUUUGUCAUUUAAUUGUUGCCAGUAGUGCCUUUCAUAAUUUUAAAGGGAGACGCCUAGGCUAGCUGAGUAUGUCCAAGAAGAAAGAAACCACAGUUUUGGAAACCUAGUACUGAAUGCGGAGCAAUAAGGGCAAAGCAGACUCCCAGAUUGCACAUUUUAAAAUGGGUAGACCUACUACAGAGAGGAGACGUGUGCAAAUUGUAAAAAAUUCUGUUACUCAAUGAUACUUCAUCAUGCAAAUUCAGGGGUUUAGAAUAAAAAUGAAGCAAACAAAUGUUAAAACCCGAGUAAACUUUGCAAACCAAAAUGAACAAAAUAAUAAGCAAGAUGUGUUAACACAUUUGUGGUUGCAGUACAGAGGACGUUUGGAAAAAUAUUGGUGUUCUGGUAGCUUUGUAUGGUGGUGGAUCCAGUUAACCAUAGUAUUGUGUGCAAAUGUGAAGAAGACAAACACGACGUUUAAUAUUUUUCUCUUGCAUGUUAUAUCUAAUCCAUUGUAAUUUCAGGAAACAGAAACAUAGCUGGGCGUCAACAAGAUGUACCUACCGGUACUAUUUGUUGAAGCUAAUUUUGAAUGAUUAAAUUUGGUACUGCUUGAGGAAGGAGAAGCCAACUUUCCUCUAAAAAGAAAAAGGAAUAGAAAUUGUAAUAAUGUCAUUGGAAAAAGCUUUCUGUUUGCUGGAAGAAAUUUUAUUAUUCCUAGAAGGUGGGGACUUAAUGUUUUCAUCUUUUGGGUUGCAGUAUUGAUUCAUGAUUACUUUUGAAUUACAUCUCUAUGUGGGUAUUUAUUUGAAAUGUCAAAGUACUGGAUUAUGUUUUUAUGUGCAUUACCUUUUAGUGGUGGAUUGGUCUCCAUUUUAUUGUCAUGUGCAUGUAUACUCUUGCCAAGUAACCUUUACACAGACAGAGAGAGAGAGAGAAAAGAAAUGAUUGCUAUUACUUAAAAGGGAAAUGUGGAAAAGGAUUAUGGUACAAGUUUUUGUGCUAAUUUGAUAAUUAUAGGAGGUGUAGAGGGCAAAAAUGCUAGUUACAAAUUAAUCCCAAAAGAGUGCAUGUUAUGUAGGAAAGCAAUCUACCUGCGUAAAGGUAGUCACACUGGCAGUAUCAAUAAAGAAGAAAGAAAGAA
Pogona vitticeps (central bearded dragon) is the source of this 8339-nucleotide messenger RNA. It is a transcript of the gene BICD2, whose product is annotated as BICD cargo adaptor 2. Gene Ontology annotation, biological process: retrograde vesicle-mediated transport, Golgi to endoplasmic reticulum; microtubule anchoring at microtubule organizing center; protein localization to Golgi apparatus. NCBI's taxonomy places the organism in Eukaryota, Metazoa, Chordata, Lepidosauria, Squamata, Agamidae. The record is from RefSeq and is a predicted model, not a curated record. Gene Ontology annotation, molecular function: dynactin binding; cytoskeletal adaptor activity; dynein light intermediate chain binding. Gene Ontology annotation, cellular component: Golgi apparatus; cytosol.